AGAUGAAAUGUCAGUGUUUUUAUUAGGUCAAAGGUUAGCCCGUUUCCGUUCCCACGCGGAAAGUUUGCUCCCACGAGAUAGUACAUAUCUAAUCUUUGGAGCAUUCGCCCUUCAUUCGUCAGGGAAAUGUCCUUACAGGCAAUUCGAUACAAGCGUGGGGAGUUGCAGUUGCUGAACCAGCUGUUGCUGCCUGAUAGGACGGAGUAUGAAGACAUCAAGACUGUCGAAGACGGCUGGAGGGCAAUCAAAGAGAUGAAGGUUCGUGGAGCACCUGCCAUUGCUAAUGCAGGAUGUCUGAGUGUUGGGGUGGAGGUAGCCAACAGGGACUUCCGAUCUGCAGAAGAACUGGUGAAGUUUGUGACAGACAGUUUGGCGUAUCUGGUCACCGCCCGUCCGACCGCUGUCAACAUGAAUGAAGCUUCCAUCCGUUUUUCAAAGGAGAUCUCUCAACUCAGUAAAGAUGGUCAUUCCAGUAAGGAGAAAAUUAAAGAUUGGUUUUUACAGGCAAUAAAGGACAUGUUGGACAAGGAUGUAGAGGAUAAUAGGACCAUGGGACGGUACGGUGCCGAACAUAUCCUGCAGAACGUUGGUGAGAGACGAGUGACAGUUCUCACACACUGUAAUACGGGAUCUCUGGCCACGGCAGGGUACGGAACUGCACUGGGUGUCAUCAGAGCUCUGAAUGAGAAGAAGGCUAUUGAGGAGGUGUACUGUACAGAGACCAGGCCAUAUAACCAGGGGGCCAGGUUAACAGCGUAUGAACUGGUACAUGACAACAUCCCGGCCACCUUGAUAACUGAUAGCAUGGCAGCAGCACUCAUGAGGACAAAAGGCAUCUCAGCGGUUGUUGUCGGUGCAGACAGAGUGGUUGCUAACGGUGACACGGCAAACAAGAUUGGCACGUACCAGCUGGCCAUACUGGCCCAUCACCACGGCGUGCCGUUCUACAUCGCUGCGCCGUCCACGACCUGUGACCUCUCCCUGCGCACAGGAGAGGAGAUUGUGAUAGAGGAGAGGUCGCAAAAGGAGAUGACCCAUAUCGGUGGCACAAGGCUUGCACCUGAAGGAAUCAAGUGCUGGAAUCCUGCCUUUGACGUGACACCCCAUGACCUGAUCACAGGGGGGAUCAUCACAGAGAAGGGGGUGUUCCCCCCAGAAAAGUUAGAAACAGCACUGCAACAGAUCAAUGGACAGGACAGAUAGGAUAUUCUACAGCUUAGAUUCUACUAGCUAUGUCCCUACAAAAACGAAUAUCAUUCCUGUAUUUAUAUGUACUUAUUUGGGGCAUAAUGCCAUGCUGCAUCCAUACUACUGGCUAUGUCCCUACAAAAACAAAUAUCAUUCCUGUAUUUACAUACUCAUUUAAGCAUAAUGCCAAGCUGCAUCUCUGCAUGCAUUGAUUUUCACUGGUUUAUUUCUUUUUAAAAGAAGGAAAGAAAUUAUGCCCCUCAGAGCUACAGGCAAAGACUUACUAUGUUCAACAGUGGUGAAGAUAUCAUUUUGCAUGCAUACUUCUCUUGCCAAGAGACGGACAAAGCAAAGUGAUUCGUUUUAUUAGUUAAUCAUUGGAUAAUUCCUGCCUCUUAUCGUCCUAUGUUUCUGGAGGUGUCUUCUGAAACAACGCAAUCUACCUCCUGAAUGAACAAGUGUAGGAGUUAGUUUGUCUUCAGAAACUAGAUAGUCUACUUCCUGAAUAACUUUAUUCUCCUAAUACAUGUAAUAAUAAGCAUAUUUUGAAUCAAAACAAGCUACCUCUGGAAAGAACUACUGUACAAGUUAGUUCAAGUUUAAUCAUUGAAGACAAUUUUCUGUGGAAAGUUUGACGUAAUGGUUUCCAAUGGGACAGAAUUUAAAACUUUUUGUUUUUCAAGAAAAAAAUAUGGAACAAAUAUGUGUAAACUUAACAGCAAAGAAAGUAGGAAUUGUCAUAUCCCCAGGAUAAAAUUAUUAAAGAGAAUGAAGAAAUGUCAAGAGAAUUU
This is a messenger RNA of Branchiostoma floridae (Florida lancelet), 1979 nucleotides long. RefSeq names its product methylthioribose-1-phosphate isomerase-like. Gene Ontology annotation, molecular function: S-methyl-5-thioribose-1-phosphate isomerase activity. Bases 127 to 1203 code for a protein of 358 amino acids. Lineage: Eukaryota; Metazoa; Chordata; Leptocardii; Amphioxiformes; Branchiostomatidae. The record is from RefSeq and is a predicted model, not a curated record. The transcript has 6 exons.